GCAGCUGACAGUUUCAGUAAACCACGGAGACGAACGGAUUACGGAUCAAACAAAAAACAAAAGAAACAAAAAAAAGCAAGCAAAAAUAAUACAAAAAAAUAAAAACAAACCAAAAAAUACAAAAAACAAAUUCAUCUUCUACUUGUUCUACCGCUUCAACUUUAUUCGUCUUCGUCUCCGUAAUAAAAAUAUAUAUAAAAUAUACAUAUACAUACAUGCAUAUGUGUGUGAGUGCGUCGCGUGUGUCUUGGUGCCUGUAAAUGUGUGAGCCACAACAACAACAACAACAACAGCAGCAGCAACCAGCGCCAGAGCAACAACCACAGCAGCAGCAGCAACAACAACAACAACUGUAGUUAACAACAGCAACAAUUCUUAGCAGCAGCAACAACAACAACAACACAAGCAAGCACCUUCACAACAAAAGCCACAACAACCACAAUAGCAAACACAACAACAACAUCAGCGGAUAGAGCGAGCAGCCAAGCACAACAUCGAUUGACAUCGAUUAACGCAUCGUGCUAAGCGGCGGGCGCUAAUCGAACAUGGCGCCUCGGAUAUAGUUGUAGCUUUAAUGUAGCAGGCGACAUCCAUGUGCCUCAUGCCUUGGAAAUCUAAGGCUCUCAUCGUUGGCCGCAUAGACAAUGACAGAAGAUUCCGACUCGAUAUCUGAGGAAGAACGCAGUUUGUUCCGUCCCUUUACCCGCGAAUCAUUGGUGCAAAUCGAACAACGCAUUGCCGCUGAACAUGAAAAGCAGAAGGAGCUGGAAAGAAAGAGAGCCGAGGGAGAGGUGCCGCAAUAUGGUCGCAAGAAAAAACAAAAAGAAAUCCGAUAUGAUGACGAGGACGAGGAUGAAGGUCCACAACCGGAUCCUACACUUGAACAGGGUGUGCCAAUACCUGUUCGAUUGCAGGGCAGCUUCCCGCCGGAAUUGGCCUCCACUCCUCUCGAGGAUAUCGAUCCCUACUACAGCAAUGUACUGACAUUCGUAGUUGUAAGCAAAGGAAAAGAUAUUUUUCGCUUUUCUGCAUCAAAAGCAAUGUGGCUGCUCGAUCCAUUCAAUCCGAUACGUCGUGUGGCCAUUUACAUUCUAGUGCAUCCAUUAUUUUCCCUAUUCAUCAUCACCACAAUUCUCGUCAACUGCAUCCUGAUGAUAAUGCCGACAACGCCCACGGUUGAGUCCACUGAGGUGAUAUUCACCGGAAUCUACACAUUUGAAUCAGCUGUUAAAGUGAUGGCACGAGGUUUCAUUUUAUGCCCGUUUACGUAUCUUAGAGAUGCAUGGAAUUGGCUGGACUUCGUAGUAAUAGCUUUAGCUUAUGUGACCAUGGGUAUAGAUUUAGGUAAUCUAGCAGCCCUGCGAACGUUUAGGGUGCUGCGAGCGCUUAAAACCGUAGCCAUUGUGCCAGGCUUGAAGACCAUCGUCGGCGCCGUCAUCGAAUCGGUGAAGAAUCUGCGCGAUGUGAUAAUCCUCACCAUGUUCUCCCUAUCGGUCUUCGCGCUGAUGGGCCUGCAGAUCUACAUGGGCGUGCUCACGCAGAAGUGCAUCAAGAAAUUCCCGCUGGACGGCUCCUGGGGCAAUCUGACCGACGAGAACUGGGACUAUCACAAUCGCAAUAGUUCCAAUUGGUACUCGGAGGAUGAGGGCAUCUCAUUUCCGCUGUGCGGCAAUAUAUCUGGCGCGGGGCAAUGCGACGAUGACUACGUGUGCCUGCAGGGGUUUGGGCCGAAUCCGAACUACGGCUAUACCAGCUUUGAUUCGUUCGGCUGGGCCUUCCUGUCCGCCUUCCGGCUGAUGACACAGGACUUCUGGGAGGACCUGUACCAGCUGGUGUUGCGCGCCGCCGGACCAUGGCACAUGCUGUUCUUUAUAGUCAUCAUCUUCCUAGGUUCAUUCUAUCUUGUGAAUUUGAUUUUGGCCAUUGUUGCCAUGUCGUAUGACGAAUUGCAAAAGAAGGCCGAAGAAGAAGAGGCUGCCGAAGAGGAGGCGAUACGUGAAGCGGAGGAGGCUGCCGCCGCCAAAGCCGCCAAGCUGGAGGAGCGGGCCAAUGCGCAGGCUCAGGCAGCAGCGGAUGCGGCUGCCGCCGAAGAGGCUGCACUGCAUCCGGAGAUGGCCAAGAGUCCGACGUAUUCGUGCAUCAGCUAUGAGCUUUUCGUUGGCGGCGAGAAGGGCAACGAUGACAACAACAAGGAGAAGAUGUCCAUUCGCAGCGUCGAGGUGGAGUCGGAGUCGGUGAGCGUUAUACAAAGACAACCAGCACCUACCACAGCACACCAAGCUACCAAAGUUCGUAAAGUGAGCACGACAUCCUUAUCCUUACCUGGUUCACCGUUUAACAUACGCAGGGGAUCACGUAGUUCUCACAAGUACACGAUACGGAACGGACGUGGCCGCUUUGGUAUACCCGGUAGCGAUCGCAAGCCGUUGGUAUUGUCAACAUAUCAGGACGCCCAGCAGCACUUGCCCUAUGCCGACGACUCGAAUGCCGUCACCCCGAUGUCCGAGGAGAAUGGGGCUAUCAUAGUGCCCGUGUACUAUGGCAAUCUAGGCUCUCGGCACUCAUCGUAUACCUCGCAUCAGUCCCGAAUAUCGUAUACCUCACAUGGCGAUCUACUCGGCGGCAUGGCCGUCAUGGGCGUCAGCACAAUGACCAAGGAGAGCAAAUUGCGCAACCGCAACACACGCAAUCAAUCAGUGGGCGCCACCAAUGGCGGCACCACCUGCCUGGACACCAACCACAAGCUCGAGCAUCGCGACUACGAAAUCGGUCUGGAGUGCACGGACGAAGCUGGCAAGAUUAAACAUCAUGACAAUCCUUUUAUCGAGCCCGUCCAGACACAAACGGUGGUCGACAUGAAAGAUGUGAUGGUCCUGAAUGACAUCAUCGAACAGGCCGCUGGUCGGCACAGUCGGGCAAGCGAUCGCGGUGUCUCCGUUUACUAUUUUCCAACAGAGGACGAUGACGAGGACGGGCCAACGUUCAAAGACAAGGCACUCGAAGUGAUCCUAAAAGGCAUCGAUGUGUUUUGUGUGUGGGACUGUUGCUGGGUUUGGUUGAAAUUUCAGGAGUGGGUCUCGCUCAUAGUCUUUGAUCCCUUCGUCGAGCUCUUCAUUACGCUGUGCAUUGUGGUCAACACAAUGUUCAUGGCGAUGGAUCACCACGAUAUGAACAAGGAGAUGGAACGCGUGCUCAAGAGUGGCAACUAUUUCUUCACGGCUACAUUUGCCAUUGAGGCCACCAUGAAACUAAUGGCCAUGAGCCCCAAGUACUAUUUCCAGGAGGGCUGGAACAUCUUCGACUUCAUCAUCGUGGCGCUAUCCCUAUUGGAGCUGGGUCUCGAGGGUGUCCAAGGCCUGUCCGUCUUGCGUUCGUUUCGAUUGCUGCGUGUUUUCAAGCUGGCCAAGUCCUGGCCGACGCUGAAUUUGCUCAUAUCGAUUAUGGGCCGCACUGUCGGCGCCCUGGGCAAUCUGACCUUCGUCCUGUGCAUUAUUAUCUUCAUAUUCGCGGUCAUGGGCAUGCAGCUGUUUGGCAAGAACUACACAGAUCACAAGGACCGCUUCCCGGAUGGCGACCUGCCCCGCUGGAACUUCACCGACUUUAUGCACAGCUUCAUGAUCGUGUUCCGGGUGCUCUGUGGAGAAUGGAUCGAGUCCAUGUGGGACUGCAUGUACGUGGGCGAUGUCUCGUGCAUUCCCUUCUUCUUGGCCACCGUUGUCAUCGGCAAUCUUGUGGUACUUAACCUUUUCUUAGCCUUGCUUUUGUCCAAUUUUGGCUCAUCUAGCUUAUCAGCGCCGACUGCCGAUAACGAUACGAAUAAAAUAGCCGAGGCCUUUAAUCGAAUUGGCCGAUUUAAAAGUUGGGUUAAGCGUAAUGUUGCUGAUUGUUUCAAGUUAAUACGUAACAAAUUGACAAAUCAAAUAAGUGAUCAACCAUCAGGUGAGAGGACCAACCAGAUCAGUUGGAUUUGGAGCGAAGAGCAUGGUGACAACGAACUGGAGCUGGGGCACGACGAGAUCCUCGCCGAUGGCCUGAUCAAGAAGGGAAUCAAGGAGCAGACGCAACUGGAGGUGGCCAUCGGGGAUGGCAUGGAGUUCACGAUACACGGCGACAUGAAGAACAACAAGCCGAAGAAAUCCAAAUAUCUAAAUAACGCAACGAUGAUUGGCAACUCAAUUAACCACCAAGACAAUAGACUGGAACACGAGCUAAACCAUAGAGGUUUGUCCUUACAGGACGACGACACUGCCAGCAUUAACUCAUAUGGUAGCCAUAAGAAUCGACCAUUCAAGGACGAGAGCCACAAGGGCAGCGCCGAGACGAUGGAGGGCGAGGAGAAGCGCGACGCCAGCAAGGAGGAUUUAGGUCUCGACGAGGAACUGGACGAGGAGGGCGAAUGCGAGGAGGGCCCGCUCGACGGUGAUAUCAUUAUUCAUGCACACGACGAGGAUAUACUCGAUGAAUAUCCAGCUGAUUGCUGCCCCGAUUCGUACUAUAAGAAAUUUCCGAUCUUAGCCGGUGACGAUGACUCGCCGUUCUGGCAAGGAUGGGGCAAUUUACGACUGAAAACUUUUCAAUUAAUUGAAAAUAAAUAUUUUGAAACAGCUGUUAUCACUAUGAUUUUAAUGAGUAGCUUAGCUUUGGCAUUAGAAGAUGUACAUCUGCCACAAAGACCCAUACUGCAGGAUAUUUUAUACUAUAUGGACAGAAUAUUUACGGUUAUAUUCUUCUUGGAAAUGUUAAUCAAGUGGUUGGCGCUCGGCUUCAAAGUGUACUUCACCAACGCGUGGUGUUGGCUCGAUUUCGUGAUUGUCAUGGUAUCGCUUAUCAACUUCGUUGCUUCACUUGUUGGAGCUGGUGGUAUUCAAGCCUUCAAGACUAUGCGAACGUUAAGAGCACUGAGACCACUACGUGCCAUGUCCCGUAUGCAGGGCAUGAGGGUCGUCGUUAAUGCGCUGGUACAAGCUAUACCGUCCAUCUUCAAUGUGCUAUUGGUGUGUCUAAUAUUUUGGCUAAUUUUUGCCAUAAUGGGUGUACAGCUUUUUGCUGGAAAAUAUUUUAAGUGCGAGGACAUGAACGGCACGAAGCUCAGCCACGAGAUCAUACCAAAUCGCAAUGCCUGCGAGAGCGAGAACUACACGUGGGUGAAUUCAGCAAUGAAUUUCGAUCAUGUAGGUAACGCGUAUCUGUGCCUUUUCCAAGUGGCCACCUUCAAAGGCUGGAUACAAAUCAUGAACGAUGCUAUCGAUUCACGAGAGGUGGACAAGCAACCAAUUCGUGAAACGAACAUCUACAUGUAUUUAUAUUUCGUAUUCUUCAUCAUAUUUGGAUCAUUUUUCACACUCAAUCUGUUCAUUGGUGUUAUCAUUGAUAAUUUUAAUGAGCAAAAGAAAAAAGCAGGUGGAUCAUUAGAAAUGUUCAUGACAGAAGAUCAGAAAAAGUACUAUAAUGCUAUGAAAAAGAUGGGCUCUAAAAAACCAUUAAAAGCCAUUCCAAGACCAAGGUGGCGACCACAAGCAAUAGUCUUUGAAAUAGUAACCGAUAAGAAAUUCGAUAUAAUCAUUAUGUUAUUCAUUGGUCUGAACAUGUUCACCAUGACCCUCGACCGUUACGAUGCGUCGGACACGUACAACUCGGUCCUAGACUAUCUCAAUGCGAUAUUCGUAGUUAUUUUCAGUUCCGAAUGUCUAUUAAAAAUAUUCGCUUUACGAUAUCACUAUUUUAUUGAGCCAUGGAAUUUAUUUGAUGUAGUAGUUGUCAUUUUAUCCAUCUUAGGUCUCGUACUUAGCGAUAUUAUCGAGAAGUACUUCGUGUCGCCGACCCUGCUCCGAGUGGUGCGUGUGGCGAAGGUGGGUCGAGUCCUUCGACUGGUGAAGGGCGCCAAGGGCAUCAGGACACUGCUAUUCGCGUUGGCCAUGUCGCUGCCGGCCCUCUUCAACAUCUGCCUGCUGCUGUUUCUGGUCAUGUUUAUCUUCGCCAUCUUCGGCAUGUCGUUCUUCAUGCACGUGAAGGAGAAGAGCGGCAUCAACGACGUCUACAACUUCAAGACCUUUGGCCAGAGCAUGAUCCUGCUCUUUCAGAUGUCGACGUCAGCCGGUUGGGAUGGUGUACUGGACGCCAUUAUCAAUGAGGAAGCAUGCGAUCCACCCGACAACGACAAAGGCUAUCCGGGCAAUUGUGGUUCAGCGACCGUUGGAAUAACGUUUCUCCUCUCAUACCUAGUUAUAAGCUUUUUGAUAGUUAUUAAUAUGUACAUUGCUGUCAUUCUCGAGAACUAUAGUCAGGCCACCGAGGACGUGCAAGAGGGUCUGACCGACGACGACUACGACAUGUACUAUGAGAUCUGGCAGCAAUUCGAUCCGGAGGGCACCCAGUACAUACGCUACGACCAGCUGUCCGAAUUCCUGGACGUGCUGGAGCCCCCGCUGCAGAUCCAUAAGCCGAACAAGUACAAGAUCAUAUCGAUGGACAUACCCAUCUGUCGCGGCGACCUCAUGUACUGCGUUGACAUUCUCGACGCCCUCACGAAAGACUUCUUUGCGCGCAAGGGCAAUCCGAUAGAGGAGACGGGCGAGAUCGGUGAGAUAGCGGCCCGUCCGGAUACGGAGGGCUACGAGCCGGUCUCAUCGACGCUGUGGCGCCAGCGUGAGGAGUACUGUGCCCGGCUGAUUCAGCACGCCUGGCGGAAGCACAAGGCGCGCGGUGCGGGUGGUGGGUCCUUCGAGCCGGAUACGGAUCACGAUGGCGAUGCCGAUGGCGAUGGCGGCGGCGAUCCGGAUGCCGUAGACCCAGCGCCCAAUGAGCAAGCGGAUGGAGCCGAGGCCCCCGCCGGUGGAGGAUUAGAUGGUAGUGUUAAUGGUACUGGAAAUGGAACUGGAACUGGAGAAGGAGCUGCCGAUGCCGACGAGAGCAAUGUAAAUAGUCCGGGUGAGGAUGCAGCGGCAGCAGCAGCAGCGGCGGCGGCGGCGGCCACGACGGCGGGAAGUCCCGGGGCGGGCAGCGCCGGACGACAGACCGCCGUUCUCGUGGAGAGCGACGGGUUCGUGACGAAGAACGGCCACAAGGUGGUAAUCCACUCGCGAUCGCCGAGCAUCACGUCGCGUACGGCGGAUGUCUGAGCCAGGCCUCGCCCCCCCCUUCAAGAUGCACGCGAGUAUUAGCAUGAGUACGUGUUGGAUGUUGCAUGUUGCAUCGGCGAUGUGCAGCAACAGUGAGCUAACAACAACAGCAACCAGGCGAACAACAAGCAUAAUUUUCUGCUAUAUAAUGAAAGUACACCAUACAAACAAAACAACAAUAACAACCAAAAUCAACAACAACAUCAAGAGAACAACAACUACAACAGUAACAGUAACAACAACCGAUGAUAUAACGAAGAAGAACAACAACACCAGUGUAAUGUCUCCUUGAGUUACAUAUUUGUAUACCCGCAUUAUUCAGUUAACGUCAGUCAGCAACCAACAACAAUCAUACUUAAGCUAAAUCGAAAUGUCUAAAUAAUUUGUAAGCAGCUCGUAGUCCAACCAUUUAGGCGUUUUUCCAAACAACUAUUUGCCUAAGCAGGUGAAAGAAGAAGGAGUUAGACACAUCAGUGUACACAAACACAUUACACACAAAAACAUAUACACACACACACUUACAUGACCAUAAACAAUUAUUAACCCCCCUUAAAAAACUACAAGCCGAUAACAAAGUUAAAGAACGACGAACAAGCUCUAAAAAUUGUAUUUGCCAGUAGUGGGACAACAAACAACACGCUUGAUUUAAUUAACUACCUACCAAACAACCAAACCUAAAAAGCAAGUAAUAACAAAAGAAAACGACGAUCAUAUGACGGUAAAGUUAUGGUAAGCAAACAAAAACAAAUCCCCCAAAAGCAACAUUCUUAAAUAAACAAGAUGAAACUUUUUAACUUAUUCCAAAAGAGACGAGAACACCAAUUUGCAUAGUUUUUAUUGUACAUUUAUCCAGCUAAAUAAUGAAAAACCAACGGAAGUAAAUAAAUAAAGCGGACCCAAAAACCAGUAACUAAAGCAACACCAAUAAAAAAUACCGCCCGAACUGCCAUUGAAAGCAAUACGAACAAAAAAAGAAAAACCAAAAAAGAGGGACAAACAAAAGCGAAAGCGAAUGCUAAAUGUCAAAGUAUAUUCACACAACAUCCAUACACCCACUUGUACGUACACCCGCACACACAGAAGGAGGGAUAAAGGUCACCAAGAGAGUAAUAGGCAGACAGAGUUAUUUCACAUUCACAUACGAUCGUACUACCUAUCGGGCAUUCCCUUUGCAGUUUCGAUUUAGGCGAUAACAUCCCAUUGGGCCAGCAAGAAAGUUCAAAGCAAACAUUUCACCCAUAGAUAUCGGAUUUUUGAGGUUAUGUCCUCAGUUUGAGGUUAUGUCCUCAUUUUGAGGUUAUGUUCUCACAUUGAGGUUAUGUCCCCGCUCACAUACUCAAACCCACAAACACACACACACAGAAACACCGACACAAAGCGACAACAGUACCAAACAAAUCCUUGGAGUUGGGGCGCAUGGAGCCAGAGGAAGUGAGUCGAAGUCAAGUGUAACCUAAACAAAAGACCUUAGCAAUUCAAAUUAGAAUUCGAUCAGUCAAACAAUGAUCAACAAAAACAAUUAACGAAGAACGUCGAACGAAGAACGAAGAGAACGCGGUAGAAGUGUCUAGCAGAAUUGAACAAUACCAAGAAUGUGAAGUGAAAGAGAACCAGUACCGAAACAAGUUCAAAGCGAGUGCUAAAAGACGAAAACAAAAAAUGGAAAUUAGCAGAAGAAGCGUUUGUGCCUAGCACAAUAUAAAACUAAAGCAAAUAGUGAAACGAAAACGAGUGAACAAUUUGAACAAGUUUUUGUUUUCAAAGUGCUAUAUUUUCACAUACUUCUUUUUUAUCUUAACCUACAAGUAGAAUCGAGAAAAGAUCGAGAUUAACGCUUUAUUACACAGUGAGCAAGAAGAGUUAAUACGAAACGAAUAUAUAUUACACGUAAUUAUAACAUAACUAAUUUAACUAAAAUACGAUAUUGAUACUGAAUUGAAUUCAAACAAAGUUUUAGCCCGACCGCUUGAGAGCGUAGCAUACUUUUCAGCGGCAGCCGCCUUCGCAUUCGCUUUCCUUUUCGUAUCCGCCGCAGCCGCGUUAUAACGAUGGACAAGGAGAGAUGAGAAAACCGAAAAUCGAUAACCGAUAACCAAUCCAAAAGGAUGAAAAAAACAACAAAAAAACGAUAAAGUAUUCCGCUCAGUUGCGCCCAAUUUCGCCAAGCUAAGCUUUGUUUGAAUCAGCUUUACUGCAUAUCAUUUCUUUGGUUUCUCUGUCGUUUCAUUUACUAGCAAUGCCUUUUUCAACGCUGUUCAGUUAUGUAUCGACAAGCAAACGAUUACCGAUAACCGAUUACGAUAACGUUCAAUGAAACUCCAUCGAACGGCCCCCGCUACACCGAAAGUUGUGAAGCAUUUCGACCCGAGUGUCGCUGGAAAACAAAUAAUACGUGAGGUUCCAUUGCGCGCACACACACAGUACAGUACACUCUCGCAACAUUCACCCACCCACUCACCCAAAAAACAUAUAAAUAGAAACUCAGACACAUUAAAAUGCUUUGCUUUUGCUUCGAAAUUGCUGCAUUCGUAGGAGGUGAAUGAAAAACGAAUACUUUGGGAUCAAUGCGCUUUUUGGUUUUGACAAUAAAAAUUAUUACCAAAUUCACCCACUGACACUCACGUACACGAGAAGUACCUAUGUACACAGAGACAGACGUGGACAUUGAAAGGACCUUCUUUCAGUGGCGAUCCUCUUCUCGCUGACUUGCUCUCACUCGAUCUCCAAACUGUUAUACGAAACAUGCUUUCACACACUGCCUGACUUCUAACUAUCUGUUAAAUCAAAUACAAAUGCGGAACUUGUUCUAAGCACAUCCACAUCCAUCCACAGAAAGAUAAAUAGCAUCGUACCAAGUUUAUCAACACUGGGAGUUUACAAAUCUCCCUUGGUCAACCAAUGUUGUUUUUUUAUUUUGACUGCAAACAAUUUUGAUUCGCCAGACUCUUUCAUUUAGUUUCCCAAUAUGUUGAUAUUAAUAGCUCACCCUUUUUUACACAGUUGUUUUAUUGCAAAUGGCCAGAGUGUUAACAUUAACUUUCUGUGUUGAAUAACUGUUGUAUAACCGCUUUAUAACAGUUUUUUAACAGUUGUAUAACAGUAAUAAUCCUGUUGUACAGCUGUUAAAACAGUUAUAAAACAUUUGUAUGACGGUUGUAGGCCACAGUAUAAGAGUAUCACAUGUAUAACAGUUUGCUUUAAAUGCAAAACUCAGCUUUCUUUACAGUAAAACACAUGUAUAACCGUUUUCUAAACGACAAUAAACACCCCAGUUACAUUGGUCACUUCGCAUCGAUCAACUCUCUCAAUUUGGUCGUACAACAAAUUUGAAAAAACAAAAAUGUUAAAGCAAGCCACAAUAGUUUCCCAAUACUAGACCGUUCCGAUUUCACCGUCUUAAGGCGUUAAAACACUAUUUAUCUUAGCCAACACAAAAAAGUAACGCAGACAACAAAAAUUAUAGAGUAAUUAACUUGUGUACAUUAUGGGGACCAGUUUAAGCGUUGCCUUAAAGUCCAAAAAUUAAGGUUUAUUUAAUUGCGCACGCGUUUACAAGAGCUUUUUCAAUGAUCAGAUAUCCGAAUUAUUUUUGACCCUUUGACCCCUGAAGCCCUGAACCCCUGAACCUCUAACCCCCUACCAACCACGAGACGAAACGCAAUCCGACUCGAACAGACUCCGCUUUGGUUCGCCUUAAAUUCAUCGUAUUACGUAUUUGAAUUUCCCCCCACAUUGAUUUAACGCUUGCCAAUUGCCAAUUUUGUAACGACUUGAAUGUAGCUUCAUUAUUAUACAUUUUGUUGGCUGUUUGACAAAUAAUACGAGUACCCACUUUGAUAAAUAAUAGAACACAUGGAAAUAACGCAAAUGACGAUAAAUCGCUAUGUCGAGAAUAAUAAACGAAACAUGCUAUAAACUAAUAACAGAAAAUUAAGUUUGAAAAUUCCGUACAAAAUGCAUAAGUUUAACGAAAAAAGCAUAUAAUAUUGAGAAAAUUAAACGAAUAAUAUAUCUACUUAUACUGAGUGCACUGUUAUAAACGAGGGGCGGGGCGAGAUUAAAUAAACAACAACAAAAACGAAUCAAACGAAAAUGAAAACAAAAAACAUAUAUUAUAAUGGUAUAUAUGUACUUAAAGAUAUUGUACUAUCUAUGUGUGAAUAACAUCAUCUGCAAACCAACAGCCACACAUGAAGCUUAUGCGACAAGCAAAAAAAAAAAAAAAAAAGAACAGACAACUUACAAGAAGUCGAGGACGAGAUACUCUAUAAUAGACGUGUAAAUUUACAAUAAUACUAGACGAGAAAGGGAUAUGAAUUUUAGCAAGCGGUAAACUCAAGCGAAACCGAAACGCAAAUCGAAAUCGAAAAGUUGAAAAAUAUAUAUGAGGACAAGAAGACGAAAAGAAGACGACGUCGUCGUGGAUGGAUGGUAAUGAUAUUGAUAAGGAAAUCUAUUUCAUAUUUUUAGCAUACGUGUAAACAUAUUUUUUGUGCCGAGGUUACGUUCGAAGCAACACGCGCAUCAUUGCCAUUAGACAAAAUAAAAUUAAUUAUAUAUACAAUAUGCCUAAAAAUAAUACGGGAAAUCCAAAAAAAAAAAAAAAAAAAAAACUACAACUAAUAAUUAUAAAACAACCAAAAAACAAAACAAAACCAACAA
Messenger RNA from Drosophila subpulchrella, 11780 nucleotides. It is a transcript of the gene para, whose product is annotated as sodium channel protein para. Gene Ontology annotation, biological process: sodium ion transmembrane transport; neuronal action potential; membrane depolarization during action potential. NCBI's taxonomy places the organism in Eukaryota, Metazoa, Arthropoda, Insecta, Diptera, Drosophilidae. The transcript is spliced from 32 exons. Gene Ontology annotation, cellular component: voltage-gated sodium channel complex; plasma membrane. The coding region runs from base 645 to 7118 and encodes 2157 amino acids. Gene Ontology annotation, molecular function: voltage-gated sodium channel activity; calcium ion binding. The record is from RefSeq and is a predicted model, not a curated record.